Mauremys mutica (yellowpond turtle) is the source of this 11117-nucleotide messenger RNA. It is a transcript of the gene DIP2B, whose product is annotated as disco interacting protein 2 homolog B. Lineage: Eukaryota; Metazoa; Chordata; Testudines; Geoemydidae. The coding region runs from base 89 to 4801 and encodes 1570 amino acids. The record is from RefSeq and is a predicted model, not a curated record. The transcript has 38 exons.
AUGGCGGAGGCGGCGGCCGCUCCUGCUGCGCCCGGGAUCCGGAGCCCCCAGCGCUGAGCCGGGCCCCGCCGGGUCUCCCGUCCCCACCAUGGCCGAGCCGGCAGGCGGGGGUGCCUGCUCCCUGCCCCGGGAGAUCCGCGAGCAGCUGGCCGAGCUGGAGCUGGAGCUCUCCGAAGGGGACAUCACACAGAAGGGGUAUGAGAAGAAAAGGGCAAAGCUGCUGGCUCCAUACAUCCCACAGACGCAUGGGGUUGAUCCAGCAUUACAAAAGGAACCCAGAAAUCAGACACCUGCUCCAGCAGCAACUUCAGCACCAUCCUCAUCCAAGUAUCACCGAGCUCGAUCUGGAGGAGCCAGAGAUGAACGCUAUCGGUCUGAUAUCCACACAGAGGCAGUUCAAGCAGCACUGGCAAAGCAUAAAGAACAGAAGAUGGCUCUGCCUAUGCCAACGAAAAGACGUUCCACAUUUGUACAAUCGCCAGCUGAUGCCUGCACCCCCCCAGACACGUCUUCUGCAUCCGAGGAUGAGGGAUCGCUAAGGCGCCAGGCUGCUCUUUCUGCUGCAUUGCAUCAGAGCUUACAGAAUGCUGAGUCCUGGAUCAACCGAUCUAUUCAGGGGUCAUCCACAUCUUCAUCAGCAUCUUCUACACUAUCCCAUGGAGAAGGCAAAGGGACCAGUGGGACACUAGCUGAUGUAUUUGCCAAUACUCGAAUAGAGAAUUUUUCCGUUCCCCCUGAUGUCACUGCAACUACCUCCUCAUCCUCUUCCUCAGCACGCCCAGCAACUAUUGAUAUUCCUCCAUCAGGAAUCGUGAAAGGCACGCACAAGGGAUCCAAUCGAUCUAGUCUCAUGGACACUGCUGAUGGUGUCCCUGUAAAUAGCAGAGUCUCCACAAAAAUUCAACAGCUGCUCAACACCCUGAAACGACCAAAAAGGCCACCCCUGAAGGAAUUUUUUGUGGACGAUUUUGAAGAAAUUGUGGAAGUCCCACAGCCUGACCCAAACCAGCCCAAACCAGAGGGGCGCCAGAUGACACCUGUUAAGGGGGAGCCACUGGGAGUGGUUUGUAAUUGGCCUCCUGCCUUAGAAGCAGCACUGCAGCGCUGGGGGACCACGCAGGCCAAAUGUCCCUGUCUGACCGCACUGGAUGUUACUGGAAAACCCGUCUAUACCCUGACGUAUGGUAAAUUGUGGAGCAGAAGCCUUAAGCUGGCCUACACACUGCUUAAUAAACUGGGGACCAAAAAUGAACCUGUGUUAAAGCCUGGAGACAGGGUAGCCCUUGUUUACCCCAACAAUGACCCAGUCAUGUUCAUGGUGGCAUUUUACGGCUGUCUGCUAGCGGAAGUGAUCCCAGUGCCUAUAGAGGUACCUCUUACCAGAAAGGAUGCUGGUGGUCAGCAGAUCGGCUUCCUCUUGGGGAGCUGUGGCAUCACUUUGGCUCUCACCACUGAGGUUUGUCUAAAGGGGCUGCCAAAAACCCAGAAUGGGGAGAUUGUGCAGUUUAAAGGUUGGCCCAGACUCAAAUGGGUUGUGACAGACUCAAAGUAUCUCUCCAAGUCACCAAAGGACUGGCAGCCCAACAUCUCAACUGCAGGAACUGAGCCAGCAUAUAUUGAGUACAAGACCAGUAAGGAAGGCAGUGUGAUGGGGGUAACAGUGUCUCGGAUUGCCAUGCUGUCUCAUUGUCAGGCUCUGUCUCAGGCUUGCAACUACUCUGAAGGUGAAACCAUAGUGAAUGUUCUGGAUUUCAAGAAGGAUGCAGGGCUCUGGCAUGGCAUGUUAACGAAUGUAAUGAACAAGCUGCACACCCUCAGCGUGCCCUACUCCGUGAUGAAAACCUGCCCACUCUCCUGGGUGCAGAGAGUUCAUACCCACAAAGCGAAGGUGGCUUUAGUGAAGUGUCGAGACCUGCACUGGGCCAUGAUGGCUCAUCGGGACCAAAGAGAUGUCAGCCUGAGUUCUCUGCGGAUGCUGAUUGUAACUGACGGUGCUAAUCCCUGGUCUGUUUCCUCAUGCGAUGCUUUCCUGAGUUUGUUUCAGAGCCACGGGCUUAAACCUGAGGCAAUCUGUCCAUGUGCCACAUCUCCAGAAGCAAUGACUGUAGCAAUACGGAGGCCUGGUGUCCCUGGGGCACCCUUGCCUGGAAGAGCGAUCCUGUCCAUGAGUGGGCUAAGUUAUGGUGUUAUUCGUGUGAACACUGAAGAUAAAAACUCUGCUCUCACGGUACAGGAUGUUGGCCAUGUGAUGCCAGGAGGAAUGAUGUGCAUUGUGAAACCCGAUGGAUCUCCUCAGCUCUGUAAAACAGAUGAGAUUGGUGAAAUCUGUGUUAGCUCCAGAACAGGAGGGAUGAUGUAUUAUGGGCUGACUGGGGUGACAAAGAACACGUUUGAGGUUAUCCCUGUCAACUCGGCUGGUUCUCCAGUGGGCGACGUGCCAUUCGUCCGCUCAGGCUUGCUGGGGUUUGUUGGACCUGGUAGCUUGGUGUUUGUGGUUGGAAAAAUUGAUGGCUUGCUGACAGUUAGUGGGCGCAGACACAAUGCUGAUGACAUCGUUGCAACCGGAUUAGCAGUUGAAUCAAUAAAGACAGUCUACAGAGGAAGGAUUGCUGUGUUUUCAGUCUCUGUGUUCUACGAUGAGAGGAUUGUGGUGGUGGCAGAGCAGCGGCCAGAUGCUUCUGAAGAGGACAGUUUUCAGUGGAUGAGCCGAGUGCUGCAGGCAAUUGACAGCAUUCACCAAGUGGGCGUGUAUUGUCUUGCUCUGGUACCAGCCAACUCUUUGCCAAAAACUCCUCUCGGAGGGAUCCAUAUCUCUCAAACCAAACAGCACUUUUUGGAGGGCUCGCUCCACCCGUGUAACAUCCUCAUGUGCCCGCACACAUGUGUGACCAACUUGCCAAAACCCAGGCAGAAACAACCAGGUGUUGGCCCUGCCUCUGUGAUGGUGGGGAACCUGGUUGCUGGGAAGCGCAUUGCUCAGGCUGCUGGGAGGGACCUUGGACAAAUAGAAGACAACGAUUUAGUUAGAAAGCACCAGUUCCUGACGGAGGUGUUACAAUGGAGAGCUCAAGCAACCCCUGAUCACACGCUCUUCCUUCUUCUAAAUGCCAAGGGAACUCCUGUGUGCACAGCCACCUGCCUCCAGCUGCACAAGAGAGCAGAGAGAAUUGCAUCAGUUCUGUAUGACAAGGGACAUCUGAAUGCAGGAGACAACGUGGUGCUGCUCUAUCCUCCUGGCAUUGAACUCAUUGCUGCAUUCCAUGGCUGUUUGUAUGCUGGCUGCAUUCCUGUGACCGUUCGACCACCUCAUGCUCAGAACCUCACUGCAACUCUGCCCACUGUGCGAAUGAUCGUAGAUGUCAGCAAAGCUGCCUGCAUUCUCACAACUCAGACCUUAAUGAGACUACUGAAAUCCAGAGAGGCAGCUGCUGCUGUGGAUGUGAAAACCUGGCCAACCAUCAUUGACACAGAUGACUUGCCCAGAAAGCGGCUACCUCAGAUCUAUAAACCACCCACACCAGAGAUGUUGGCAUACCUAGAUUUUAGUGUGUCCACGACAGGCAUGCUUACAGGAGUGAAGAUGUCCCACUCAGCAGUGAAUGCUCUUUGCAGGGCGAUAAAGCUCCAGUGUGAGCUCUAUUCCUCUCGGCAGAUUGCCAUUUGUCUUGAUCCCUACUGCGGACUUGGCUUUACGCUCUGGUGCCUUUGCAGCGUGUAUUCUGGUCACCAGUCCAUCUUAAUUCCGCCUAUGGAGUUGGAAUCCAAUCUUUUCCUCUGGCUUUCCACUGUCAGUCAGCACAAAAUAAGGGACACUUUCUGUUCCUAUUCAGUCAUGGAGUUGUGCACAAAGGGACUUGGAAAUCAGGUCGAAGUGUUAAAGGCAAGAGGAAUUAAUCUGUCAUGUGUCCGGACCUGUGUGGUGGUUGCAGAAGAGCGGCCACGAAUUUCUCUCACCCAGUCCUUCUCCAAACUUUUCAAAGACAUUGGCCUGUCAUCCCGUGCUGUGAGCACCACCUUUGGGUCAAGAGUCAACGUAGCUAUCUGUUUACAGGGAACCUCUGGGCCUGACCCUACCACAGUGUACGUAGAUCUGAAAUCCUUAAGACAUGACAGAGUCCGUUUGGUAGAGAGGGGAGCUCCACAGAGCCUGCUGCUUUCGGAAUCUGGGAAGAUUUUGCCUGGAGUCAAAGUGAUUAUAGUCAAUCCUGAGACCAAGGGACCUGUUGGAGAUUCUCACCUUGGAGAGAUUUGGGUGACCAGUCCCCACACGGCCAGUGGUUACUAUACCAUCUAUGAUAAUGAAUCCCUUCAAGCUGAUCAUUUCAACACUCGUCUGAGCUUUGGUGAUGCCGCUCAGACACUUUGGGCUAGAACUGGAUACCUAGGCUUUGUUCGCCGGACGGAGCUCACAGCUGCCAGUGGAGAUCGCCAUGAUGCACUGUAUGUCGUAGGAGCACUGGAUGAAACUUUGGAGCUGAGAGGACUCCGUUAUCAUCCAAUUGACAUAGAGACUUCAGUAUCUCGGACACACAGGAGCAUUGCUGAAUGUGCUGUGUUCACAUGGACCAACUUGCUGGUGGUAGUUGUGGAGCUGUGCGGCUGUGAACAGGAAGCCCUGGAUUUAGUCCCUCUAGUUACCAAUGUGGUUCUGGAAGAACAUUACCUAAUUGUGGGAGUUGUGGUGGUGGUGGAUCCAGGAGUUAUUCCCAUCAAUUCCAGAGGAGAAAAACAACGGAUGCAUCUCCGUGACAGUUUCUUGGCUGAUCAAUUAGAUCCCAUCUAUGUGGCGUAUAACAUGUAAUGGGGUAGAGGGGAUAAUGUUCACAAACUUUGUAGUACCACUAAAAUGACCAAUGGUGACUAUAGAAAUGAAGCUGGUGAAAAGUACUAAUACUUGAUGUAAAGUUUGUGAUCGCUACCGUAUUCCCUUCAUUUCAUCCUGUGGGAUUAUGAUCACAUGAACAACUGAGGGUCAAAUGGAAAUAUGGUAGACAAUGGAAAAUGUUUGUAACAGUUUACUGAACAUUAGCUUUAUAGACAAUGCAAAGUUGACAAGUGUGUGAGUUACAAAAUUCCUAAGGCCUUUACAGUAGUGUUACUUUUUUCAUCUGUUGUACAUAUUUGUAUUUUUAUCUAAUACUGUUUUAUGAUUCUAUAAGGGGAGGGUUUAUUUACUUAAGAUAAACUAUUAAGAAAAGAGUAAUCAGUCCUGCAGUUCCCCAGUAUAUAAUGUACUUUGCAACUGUACUGUAGCUAUUCGUUCCAUGGGAUCUCACUGCUUAUUUAAAAUUGUGCCAUGACCAAAUCCAAUAACCCCCUGAAAGUAAGAAUUACUUACUCGUAUAGAUAUUUCUUUAAUUUAAAAUGGAUUUUGCCUAUAUUUUUAAAAUGUAAAUAUUAAUAUACAUAAUUCACUUAGACAGAAAAUUGGCUUAAGUAAUGAUGACAUCUGAAGUAGAGGACUGUAAUUUUUGAAGUCCUUAACAUAAAUUACACUUGGUUAGGCAACUAAUGUGAGAAAUGCAAAUCUUACAAAAGUUUUCUUAAUUCAGUAUGUAUGUAGUCUCUUAUUGCUGGCCAGAAUGUCAUAGUAUGUAGAAGCCUAUGUUUUUAAAUCACAUCUUUCUAAAUGAGGCUGAAGUAUUUAAGCUUUUGAAACAUUAAAAAUAAAAUAAAAAUUUGAUAGAAACUGUACUGCAUCUCCAGAAUGCUUAACUGAAAUUUGUACACUUGUGUGACAGCCUCGGCUUCUCCUCAUUAUGGAGCUUUGUGUUUAAAAAAAAACCAAAAGCUAAGAUUAUGGCACAGAUUGACAAAAAUAAUUAAAUUCAUUGCUGGGAUUGUGGCUCCAUCCUUAAUUUAUUCCACAGUGUGCCCACAGUUAUAGCAGCAAAUGUAAUGUGUACAAGGGCUUUAUAUGGAAAAUACCCUGAAUUUCCCUGAGGCAUUCACCAGAAAGAAUUUGAUAAUUCUGGAAGGGAGUUGGCUGAAAUCAGCUAUGUGAUUUUUUUAUAAUGAGGGACUAAGUGGCAACAGAAAGCAAGGAUAAUGUUGUUCUAGUGCAUGAAUAGUGAAAUAUUUUCAAAAAAAGUCAAGAUUACAGCAUCCCAAAAUAGUUGGUCAGUUUGCGGCCUUUAUAAAUGCUGAAAAGCAGAAGCCUUAAAGUGUGCAAGACGACCAACCAUUUGGAAGUUAUUGUAAUCCUCUGGCACAGUGGGCUGAGGGUGAGACAAGGUUUCAGAAUCAACUAUCUUUCUUUCAUCUAACCUUUAGUUGGAUUUCUUGUGGGGUUUUUUUCUCUUACGUGAUGAAGAAAACAAAACUUUGGAAGCAUAGAAGACCGGAUAGCAGAAAUUGUAACAGCUUUUUUGGGCCAUUUGUAGUCUGUUAUGUAAAUACAUGCUUAAAAUAUUUUAAUAUGUAUUAUUUACCCCUGUAACAAGUAUACAGUGUGUUUAGAUAAUUUUUAUAAAGGUUUAUAAUGUAAACUUGUAUAAAUCCAAAUCUAUAACAGCUAUAUUAAGUGCUGCUCUGACAGCCAUCUGUAAACAAGUCAUGGUUCUGUACUUGAAAUCCCCCUCCUUAUGAAUGCUUUAUAAGAGUUCUUCAUUGAGGGCUGGAGUGUUAAAAUUCAGAUAUAAAGCUCUGAAUAUAUUCUCAAAAUAUUUAGGGUUAAUUUGCUUGUCAUAGAGGUGGAAGGAUAUAUCUUCAUUUACUAUGGCAGGUCUAACACAGGGAGAGAAUUCCUUACAAACAAGCAGCUUAAAUAUUUACUUUUUUAAAGAGUUGUUAUUAAAUUCCUAGAUUUUUGAAAUAAGACCCUUGUGGAUAUUUUAAAACAACAGUAUUUCCACAGUCAUGCUGCUAGGUAGUUAUAAAUUGUACAAAGCUUCCAUAUGAAUGUGGUUUUAACAGAUCCUCUGCAAAAAUGAGGAAAUGGACAACUGUGUAGUCAUUGCUGAUAAAAAAUUAAAUGCCAGUGUAGAUCAGCUGGGUAACAGCAUAUAAAUUGCCUAUGAACAGCCUUGACCUCCUUGAGAGACUCUCCCCUUUUUAUUACACACUUUCCUUGAAUGGCAAGAAUGGUUUACAAUGCAGCUUCACUUUGUUCUCCUGACUUUGAAGACGACAGUUUUGAAAGGCUUUUUUCAUAUCCUAGUUUACUUAACUUUUUAGAUGCAUUGUUUUGUCAAUUUUAAAUCCUUGUCCAUUGAGAGAGAACCAUAGCACAAAUCUAGAAACUUCUUUGAUUGGGUUUCUCCACUUACGUAAUUUUGCAUUAAUAAAAAUUCACAAAUGUCUUGUGAUAUUUAUUUAAUCAAGGAUUGCUAAUACGUGCAGUUCAGAGUGACUUUUUAGAGUGGCAUUUUGGAAUUUUCAAUCUAGAAGGCUGAAGUUCUCUCUUUAAUACUGAAAAGCUCAGUAAUUUUUCUCCUCGGCUUGGAUUUCUAGAAGCUGAAUAAUUACGUUUUUAAAUGUCUAGUGUAGUGUGAUUCUAAUUAACUGUAUUCUGAUCCAUACAUUUCUGUGAUUAGGGACUCAUGGAUUCAGAUUGUAAUCUAUGGUCUUUUUGUCCCCUAAGUGCCCAAGUCUUGUUUCCUGAUAAGUAGUGUAUAGAAGUGGCCAACUUUUAAAUUAUUGGAUGCUUCUGAGCGUGUUCAGCAAAAUAGGAAGAAGUGUGUGUUAGCAGAAUGAACAUGGGGCUGGGUGUCAGGAAGUCCUGGAUUCUAAUAACAGUUUUGCUGCUGACUUGCUGGGUUGCCUUGGGCAAGUCAUUUCACUGCCUCAGUUGGCAAAUCUAUAGAUGGGGAUAUAAUCUAAUCAUUACAAUGUCCCUGUAAAUAACUAGUUAUACAGUACUAAGUAUUAGUCGCUGAUGCCUCCUUGAGUUUGGGAGCCCAGUGAUGCUCUUCCAAACUGAUUAACAACUCAUUUGAUUCGUUUUGGGAGAGUCUUGAGAUGUAACCAAUUCACCCUAAAAUAUUUUCUCAUUGUAAUAGGGAAUUGACAUUUAGCUUAAGGAACCUGGCUGGCCACCAAAGGCUUUGACAUUAGCUAUUCCUGUUCAGAGCUGGAUUUGCCUCCCCCCUACCCCAUCAUGUAUGGUACCCUUUAGAAUCCAGCAGUGAGUACAAAGGGGCAAACCUACUCAUGUUCAGCUCUCUACUCCAGUUUGGCUUUUUGCAGUUCAUCCAGUUGCAGAAGCAAAUAAACGUCCCAUUAGUGUCCAUGCAAUGAAUCUUGAGUUGAGACCUGCAAUGUACCCUGAGAACCGUUACUCCUGAACUAAAAAAAGUUUAUACGCCUUACUGUUGUAUGAUUACUGCCCUAGCAAAAGUAUUUGUGGCAUAAAAUUGCAGUACUUCGGUCUAAGUCUGUUAACACUUGCACUUCACCUCUGAUAACUGUGUAAUUAAGUUGGGUCAUACUAACUGUCCUGGAGAUAAAAUUGUAAAAACAAGAUUACAUUUUUAGCCUAAAUGUAAUUUUUCUUUAAUUACUGUCAACAUAUUUACCAUUGUCAAAUUCAGACUACAACAUUAUGUAAUUAUGUAUAAAGGUUUUUUAUUUAUUUGACAUUAGAGUAGAUAUACCUUUUUAAAUUUAACACCUGGCUGGACAGUGUUCCAUUAACGCAUUGAUUGUGUUUCCUUUGUCUUGUGUUAAUAAAUAUUGAUGCCUGAUUGCUUUCUUAGUUCUUCAUCUGCUGCCUCUCUAAACUUUUUCCUUGAGGAAGUGAACAUUGGUUGUUACUUGUUCUGGUGAAUUUGGGAGGAUGAAAGCAUUUUUCAAAUGCAUUAAAUUGUUGCAUUCACUGAUAUAUGCAAAACCUGCUGUAUUGCACGGUGCUAGCAACCUGAAACUGUGAGGAACUGAGCUCUCUCAACUUCCAUCAAAUCAAAGGUGUGCAGACCUAAAGUACUGGGUCCCUGUAUCAUUUCAGAUCAGAUUAUAGUUGAGAUCCAUUGGGUGAGGGAAGACUAAAGUGCAAUCAAAACAUUACACACUUAUUUCUAAUAUUUUACUUUGAACAGUGAUUUGUUCUUAAAUUAUUGAAAAUAGACCAUCACUUGGCUUUUGUUUAGAAUGAGACAUAUUAGAUUGAAAUUUCUGAUAAGUAGGUUAUAAAAAAUUGUUGUUCAAUCUCAACAUAUUUUACCUUAUUGUUUAUAUUAAGAAAAAAAUUAAAGCUUUCAUGUGGGAUUUUAAAAUGUGUUCAGCAUUACACUUCAGUGGAAGCAGAGUUAGGCCAAUGCUGAGUGCUUUGGAAAAUCUCAUUCAAAUAUUUAACUUGUAUAACUAAAGGUCCAAUUCAGCAAAAUGCUGAGCACCUUGCAAAUCCCACUGAAAUCACUGAGUUGAGGGCACUCAGCAAGUUACAGGAUCCAUCCAUUAAGUGGUUUACUAAGGCUACUUUCUCCUGACAUGAAGUUUUCAUAUCCAUAAUAAAUGAAUUUUGAAGUGAAACAAUUUCAAAUCAGGAAUCACUUAUCCUGUGUUCAAGUUUAUUAUUAUGCUAAAUUGUUUAUCUAGAAAAUAUAUACCAGAGGAGCACAAUUUACUGUACCUUAACUGAAAAGCCAAAUUCUGAUUGCCCUUGAACAUGUUUGGUGCUUCAGCCAAUUAGAAACCAGCCUAUUCAAACAGCGAAUAUACAGUUUCAUUUCACUUUGUGAAUAAAUUUGUGAAAGCUCAGCCUUCCUGCAAUCUGGUUUAAAACAAUGCAAUUUGUGGUGUGACUUUUAGCAUAAUUACAAAUUUGUAAGGGUGCUUUCACUACAUGCACAGCACUGUUUGUGCUCACUAUCAUGUUCCACAAGAUUUUGUCCACAUUUCCUAAAAUCAUGGACAUUUGAAAUAUAAACUCCUUUUUUAACUAAGGUAUAUUAUCUUUGACUUAGUUUAAACUCUGUACUGUUAAUUGUUAUGGACAUUAUUUGUAUUAUUUGAACACAGUUUUCAUUGUCAGGCGUAUUAAGUGUCUUUUUCUUGACCUUGGAUUAUACCUGUUGGCUCCAUUUAUUUAUUGUUGGGGAACAUUUUUAUGCCAUUUAUCUCUUCUUCAAUAUACUGUAAGAUAUAAUUUAAAACAACCAUUGACAUAUACAGGAGAAAAAGAACAGUAAAGUUGGGAAGAAUGUAGACUAUUUUGUGGUAUUAAUUUUAAAACCUAGGAGGGAAAAAAACCAACACUGUUAAUAUUCCCCACCCUUAAACUUUUUCUCUGGCCGGCUGCCAUGAUAGAACAGCUACAUAUGGUUUUCCACAGAGAGAUGAGAGAGGGCAUUUGGCAUCAUCUGAGAUUCAACACUGAAUAAUCUCUGCUGUCAAAAAUGAACAAGAGAGAUUGUGUUGAAGGAAAUCUUAUCUACUUCAAGUAUCUGUAGAUGUAAAUAAAUACUUUGUUAAAGCGAGAUUAUAAUUUUUAUUAUCCAGCUCUACUGUGUGUAUAGAAUGUGUGUGUAAAUGUAUCCAAACAGGCUUUUCCAAAAACCCUAAAUGGCAGUCCUCCUUUUUUAUAUUAACAACACUCCCUUUCCAGAAAGUCUUUUUCACACAGUUUAGCUUGAUAUAAAAUCAAAAUAAAAUAAACAAUUUAAGAUGUAUUUUUGUAAUUUUCUCCUAUUUCUAGGACACACAAUGAUUUAUUCAAUCUUGGUUGUGUGGGGGAACUGUGUAAAUAUAAAAGGAUAAUUAAUCUGACUAGACAGUCCAGAAUCAUACAGGUAUCCAGCAUGACUGCAAUGGUCAGUACUUUAUUAAUUAUGUUACUCUUUUUAUUUUCUAAUUCCUUUCAUCAUGCCUUUCAAGAAGUGGGCUUAGCUUUCAGUUACCUAAGUUUGUUGAGUGAUUUGAGGACACUUUCAGUAUUGGUUACAACAGUACUAUCAAGAUAUGGUUAUAUGCUGGUGAGGUAUUAUAGCAAUAUAUUGUAACAUUAGUACUUAUUCCUCCGGCAAUACUUUACACAGUACAGCUCAAGAGUUGUCCUUGACUGAACAGAUUCUUGAGAAUUUAGAGUUUGAACCGUAGUUUCAAAAGGAAUUAAAAAAAAAAAUACUGAGGACAUAUUAACAAAGCAUUUUUCUAUUUGCAAUAUUACAUAUUUUUCUUUU